GAAAAUGACAUUUUAGUACCAAGACUGAGAAGGACUAAAAGUAUCAUGAUGAAAGACAUGGAUCUUCAAGAUUCUGGGGAGCUCUUUGAUUCUACACCAGAGAGUUCAGAUAAUUAUGUUCCAGAUACCACUUCCGACAGUGACAGUGAUGUUAGCCUUACACUGAACCCAACAAAACGUCAGCUUCUUGAUGAACUGGAUAUGAAUGAAUCUGCCUCUGUAAGCUUCCCUGACUGUGACACAACAACGUCAGACAAAAUGCACAGCCUUACAUCUAAAGCAUCUGGAACAGUAGAAGAGCCCAGUUCAAGUCAGAACACAAUAGACUGCGUAGUUGUUAAUGCAUACCAAAAAAGAGAUGGCGGUAGAGUGUAUAACAAGAGACAUUACUGCUUGUAUUGCUCCAAACCUUACGCUAAGAUGGCAAGGCAUCUAGAAAGUUCACAUGCAAAUACAUCUGAUGUGGCUAGAGCUCUAAGCUUUCCAAAAGGUUCAAAAGAGAGAAAAAACAGCUGGAUUAUAUUCGCAACAAAGGGAACUAUGCCCACAAUGCUGCUGUUAUGGAAUCAGGAAAUGGGGAACUGGUGCCAUUUAAACGACCACCUAAAAAGCACAGGGAGAGGAUUUCAUGCAUUGUGCGUACUGUCAAGGACUUUUUACAAGAAAGGUCCUGUGGCGUCAUAUGCGUUCUUGUAG
Xyrauchen texanus (razorback sucker) is the source of this 696-nucleotide messenger RNA. RefSeq lists its product as uncharacterized. Lineage: Eukaryota; Metazoa; Chordata; Actinopteri; Cypriniformes; Catostomidae. The record is from RefSeq and is a predicted model, not a curated record. The coding region runs from base 46 to 696 and encodes 216 amino acids. The transcript has 2 exons.